Molecule: messenger RNA, 3366 nt
Organism: Callorhinchus milii (elephant shark)
Lineage: Eukaryota; Metazoa; Chordata; Chondrichthyes; Chimaeriformes; Callorhinchidae
Gene: ube4a
Product: ubiquitination factor E4A (UFD2 homolog, yeast)
Exons: 20
Coding region: 105-3314 (1069 amino acids)
Biological process (GO): protein polyubiquitination
Cellular component (GO): cytoplasm; ubiquitin ligase complex; nucleus
Molecular function (GO): ubiquitin-ubiquitin ligase activity
Source: RefSeq, a predicted model, not a curated record
GGGGGUGGCCUUCCCCUUUAAGGCUGGGGAGGCCGCGCCGGGCCCUGGGUUUCCCGCAGCCGCAGAGUCUGUUUGGAGCUGGAUGGAGCUGGUUCUGAAGAGAAAUGACAGACCAGGAGAACAACAAUAACAUCUCCAACAACCCCUUCGCAGCUCUCUUCAGCUCUCUGGCCGAUGCCAAGCAGUUCGCUUCUGUUCAGCGUCAGCACUUCGUCCAGAGAGAGGACGACGAUGAGAAUCAGGACUCGGGCAGCAGUGUGUCCGGGAGCUAUGACAAUGAGGACUCAUUUGCCGAGGUGGACCGGGCUUUCCGCUCGCAGAAGGAGAUCUUUGAGCAGCUCAACAUCAACCACAUGCUGCAGCGCAUCUUCCUCAUCACUCUGGACAACAGUGAGCCCAGCCCGAAGGACGAGAAUGGAAUCCCACAGCGUUGUGUCUUCCUGGGGGAAAUGGCGUCUGAUCUGGACGGACAGGACUGGCUGGACAUGAGAAAUGUGGAGCAGGCUCUGUUCAAUCGGAUGUUGCUCGAGAACCCUGAGUCCCAUCUGAUCUCCAUGACGACAGCGAACGCCCUCAACCUCUCCGCGGACCGUGACGCGGGCGAGAGGGACAUCGUCAAGUAUCUCUUCGAUUGCUUUCGGAGAGCGAAGGAAGAGAUCACGAAGGUUCCUGAGCUGCUGCUGCCGUUCGCGGUGAAGUGUAAGGAGCUGACGGUGAUCAACGCUCACACAGCCCUCCUCACCCCAGAGAUCUACAUCAACCAGAACAUCUGCGCCGAGCUCCUGGACCUGAUGCUUGGGAUUAAUGGGCCAAACUUUGAGGAGGUGGCGGAGUUCGUCGACGAUGUGGUAAAUGCCUUAAAGGUGGACGAGGAGGUGAGGACCCUGAACGAAGUGAUGUUUCCAUUGCUGGAGAUGUUAAUGGAGCGCGUACGGGAGAUGGAACUUUGCCAGGUCCUGUUGUACAACUACCUGGAUAUCCUCCUGUUCAUCACGCGGCAGCCCACACUGGCACAGGUUUUCCUAGACUUCAUUCAACCCCAGGACCUCAGUAACGGGAAUCUGUACCAGAAAACGUUGCUGGGAAGCAUCCUGAACAUCUCCUGCCUCCUGAAAACCCCGGGAUUAGUGGAGAACCAUUCCUACUUUCUGAAUCCCUCUCGCACCAGUCCUCAGGAGAUCAAGGUUCAGGAAGCUAGCAUUCACCAGUUCAUGGCUCAAUAUCACGACAAGAUCCAUCAGAUCCUCCGUAACUUGAUCCAGCUCUCACCGGGCACCAAACACCGGCUGUUGUCCUGGCUCGGUCACUGUCUGUUCGCCAACGCCGGCCGCACCAAGAUCUGGGCCAAUCAGAUGCCCGAACUCUUCCUCCAAAUGUACGCCUCGGAUACCUUCUUCGUGAACCUCGGCGCCGCCCUCCUAAAGCUGUGCCAACCCUUCUGCCGGCCUCACUCUCUCAAGCUGCUCACCUUCAACCCAACCUAUUGCGCCCUCAAGGAGCUGAACGAGGAGGAACGUAGAACUAGGAACGUUCACAUCAAAGGUUUGGACAAGGAGACGGCUCUGAUGUCACUGCCCCCGGACUUCGAGCCCACAUUUGCCGAAACCUACAACUUAGUGACGGAGAAUUUAAUCCUGACACAGUACACUUUACACCUGGGCUUCCACAGGCUACACGACCAGAUGGUGAAGAUGAACCAGAACCUGCACCGGCUGCAGAUGGCGUGGCGAGACGCCCAGCAAUCUUCCAGCGCCGCGGCGGAGGGCCUGAGGGAGCAGUUUGAGCGGCUGAUGACCAUCUAUCUGUCCACCAAAGCCGCUGCCACCGAACCCCAGAUGCUGCAGAACUGCGUGAACCUACAGGUCUCCACAGCCACCAUCCUGGUGCAGUUUGCCCUGGGCAGCCAUGGCACCGGCUACCUGCCCGUGGCCUUCCCUCUGCCCCCCCUGGAAUACUGUCCCCUGGCACAUGUCCCAGAGUUCUUUGCCGACAACCUGGGCGACUUUUUCAUCUUCCUGCGGCGCUUUGCGGAUGAGGUGUUAGAAACGGCAGGCGAUUCGCUGGAGCACAUCCUGCACUUUGUCACCGUCUUCAUGGGCAACGUGGAGAGGAUGAAGAACCCUCACCUGCGGGCGAAGUUGGCUGAGGUGCUGGAGGCAGUGAUGCCUCACCUGGAGCCGACACAAAACUCGCUGACCUCCAGCCUGUUCCACCGCGAGCGCGUCUUCUGCUCCUACCAGCACGCACCGCACCUGGCCCAGGCUCUCAUCGAGGUCUUUGUGGACAUCGAAUUCACAGGCGACCCUCACCAGUUUGAGCAGAAGUUUAACUACAGGCGGCCGAUGUACCCCAUCCUGCGGUACAUGUGGGGCCUGGAGAACUACAGGCAGAGCAUUAAGAACUUGGCUGACUACGCCUGUGACAACCUGGAGGCCAUGAACCCUCCACUCUUCCUUCGCUUCCUCAACCUACUCAUCAAUGACGCCAUUUUCCUGCUGGAUGAAGCUAUCCAGUACUUGAGCAAGAUUAAAAUCCAGCAAAUCGAGCGGGACAGAGGGGAGUGGGACGGGCUGGCCCCAGAGGCUCGCAGGGAGAAGGAUACCAGCCUCCAGCUGUUCGGGCAGCUGGCGCGUUUCCACAACAUCAUGUCCAACGAGACCAUCGGCACCCUGACGUUCCUCAGCUCAGAAAUCAAGACCCUGUUUGUGGCACCGGUGCUGUCCGAGAGGAUCAUCUCUAUGUUAAACUACUUCCUUCAGCACCUGGUGGGGCCCAAAAUGGGAGCCCUGAAAGUUAAGGACUUCAGCGAGUUCGACUUCAAACCACAACAGCUGGUCUCAGACAUUUGCACCAUCUACCUGAACCUGGGCGAGCGGGACAGUUUCUGUGCCACGGUGCCCAAGGACGGACGUUCCUACUCGCCCACCCUCUUUGCUCAGACCGUACGUGUCUUGAAGAAGAUCAACAAACCGGGAGACAUGAUCGUGGCCUUCAGCGACUUGGCCGAGAAAGUGAAAUCUUUUGCAGACCGGCAGCAGCAGGAAGAGGAGACGUAUGUAGACGCCCCAGAUGAGUUUCUGGACCCCAUCAUGAGCACCGUGAUGAUGGACCCUGUGAUGCUUCCCUCCUCCCGGGUCACUGUGGACAGAUCCACCAUAGCCAGACAUCUGCUCAGUGACCAAACGGACCCCUUUAACCGCAGCCCACUGACGAUGGAUCAGAUCAAACCCAACGCUGAGCUGCGGGAGAAGAUCCAGCAAUGGCUCGGCGAGCGACAGCGACACAUGGAUCAUUCUGCGGAAAUGUCCGAGUGAAAAAAAAAAUACCAACCAACCAACCAACUCACCCACCAAACACACCCCCACC